Lathyrus oleraceus (garden pea) is the source of this 2614-nucleotide messenger RNA. Its product is annotated as probable serine/threonine-protein kinase WNK9. Lineage: Eukaryota; Viridiplantae; Streptophyta; Magnoliopsida; Fabales; Fabaceae. Gene Ontology annotation, biological process: protein phosphorylation. Bases 108 to 2198 code for a protein of 696 amino acids. Gene Ontology annotation, molecular function: protein kinase activity; ATP binding. The record is from RefSeq and is a predicted model, not a curated record. The transcript has 7 exons.
CUACUGACUUGUUUCUUUUUUCUCAUUUUCUUUAUCUCUCAUGCUCUCAUAACAUCAAUUGAAAGCCAAUGCAAAGAAACAAAAACAAAGAAAAAUAAAAGUAAAACAUGAAUGUUGCUGCAAGUUUUGAGGCACAUGAUUCUGAGUUCAUAGAAGUUGAUCCUACAGGAAGAUAUGGAAGAUACAAUGAAAUUCUUGGCAAAGGAGCUUCCAAGACAGUGUAUAGAGCAUUUGAUGAGUAUGAUGGAAUAGAAGUAGCAUGGAAUCAAGUAAAGCUUUAUGAUUUUUUGAAAAAUCCUCAAGACCUUGAGAGAUUAUACUGUGAAAUUCAUCUUCUCAAGACAUUGAAGCAUAAGAACAUCAUGAAGUUCUACACUUCUUGGGUUGAUACUACCAAUAGACACAUAAACUUUGUCACUGAGAUGUUCACAUCUGGGACUUUAAGACAGUACAGACUUAAACACAAAAAAGUUAACAUAAGAGCUGUUAAGCAUUGGUGCAGACAGAUUUUGGAAGGUCUCCUCUAUCUCCAUAGCCAGGACCCUCCUGUGAUUCAUAGAGAUCUCAAAUGCGAUAACAUUUUCAUCAAUGGUAACCAAGGAGAAGUCAAAAUCGGUGACCUUGGCCUUGCUGCAAUUCUCCGCAGAUCAAAUGCUGUUCAUUGCGUUGGAACACCCGAGUUUAUGGCUCCCGAAGUGUAUGAAGAACAUUACAACGAAUUGGUUGACAUAUACGCUUUCGGAAUGUGUAUAUUGGAGAUGGUCACCUUUGAGUAUCCUUAUAGCGAAUGCAACCAUCCGGCUCAAAUUUACAAAAAAGUUGUCUCUGGAAAAAUGCCAGAAUCACUUUACAAAGUAAAUGAUCUAGAGGUUAAGCAGUUUGUAGAGAAAUGCUUGGCAACUGUAUCCCUUAGGCUUUCAGCCAGGGAACUCUUAGAUGACCCUUUUCUCCAAAUUGAUGAUUAUGGAUCUGAGUUAAAAGAAUUUCAGUAUCAAAGAGGUUGCUAUGAAGUAAAACCAACAAUUAGACAAACGGUGAAUGGAAGUUAUAGCAAUAGCUUAAUGAGUUUGUACACUGAUAAUUCUGGUGGUUAUCACAAUGAUUUUGAUCUCUUUGAUUGUGAAGAGGAUGAUAAUUUGGAUGAAGUUGACACCUCAAUCAAAGGUAGGAGAAGAGAUGAUGGCAUCUUUCUGAGAAUCAGAAUACCAGAUAAAGAAGGUCGAGUUCGAAACAUCUACUUCCCGUUCGACACGGAGACUGAUACCGCAUUGAGUGUUGCGUAUGAAAUGGUAGCCGAGCUUGACAUAACUGACCAAAAUUUAACAAAAUUAGCGAAUAUGAUAGAUAAUGAAAUCGCAACUUUGGUACCGGGAUGGAAAAUGGGACCAAGAAUUGAUGAAGUUUCAGAAGCUUCAAGCGCAAGUUUCUGUCUCAACUGUGCUGCAAACAAUACCUUAGUUGAUUAUGUAUCAUCGAAUAGUCCAUGUGCCAAGAAGCUUCAAUUUUUCCAUUGUUCUAAAAACGGAUGUGCCGCGGUUCACGGCCGAUUCGAGGAGAUUACGUAUCAAUACGAAGGGUCUGCAAACACUGCUACUGAAGGUGAACCGCCAAGUCAAUCCAAUGGCAUUCAUUACGCAGAUAUCUGCGGUCAGCGAGACGAACGAGAGUCAAAUCAUGAAGAAUUGAAAGACAUUCAUUGUGAUAAAUCUCAUGAGAUAUCUAAACUAUCACUCAUAAAGGAGGAUGAAGAGGAGAAUAGUGACCAAAUUUAUCUUAAUACCAAAAAGCCUCCUUCUAGCCCUGCAGCAUCAGAAUGUUCAUUAUUCUUGGACUAUGAAAAUGAUAUAAGGCAUGAACUACGAUGGCUCAAAGCAAAGUACCAAAUGCAUUUAAGAGAGCUUAGAGGCCAUCAACUAGGUAGUAGUAGUAGUACUAAACCAAAAUCUACUUGCACAUCUCCUGAAAAAUUACAUAACAAUAACUCAUUAUUGAUGUCUAUCGCUUAUAAGAAUUUUUCAGUCGAUGCUGCAAGGCGCAACACUCUGGACGACCAAAUUAUUCCAAGUAUUGCUUGUAAUACAAGUCAUCCUAACAAUUCUCAACAAAUGGUCACGGCCAAGGAUUUCUUUGCAGGAGCAUUGCUUCCAAACUCGCUUCAAAGGGCAACCUCGCUUCCGGUCGAUGCAGUUGAUGUCUAGAUAGAAUCUGGAAAUACGUUUUCUCAUCAGAAGAUGGCACCAACGUAAACAUACUUAUAAGGGUCACCUUGUUUAUAGCUUAGUGCAUGUUUGGAUUUGCAGUGAAUUUGGCGAAAUCACACUGAUACGCCUUGAUUCUGCUAAAAUCACUGUUAGUCCAAACAUGUACUUUAUGGUACCCGUUUUCUUGUAAGGUUCUUGACAAGGUAUGAGAAAAUUUCAGAUGUAAAUCAUAGGAGACUAACACAAUCACAUAAAUGUAAGAUAGUUUUCCCUUGAGUUGCUGAAUUGCAGAUCCAUCUACUAUAUAGUAUGAAGUUUUCAAGAGGCUAGACUUGGUUCAUGAUAUCAUGCAUUAUUUGAUAUAUUUAUAUUAUGACAAGUUUUUAUGUAAUAUACAAGAUUUUAUCUAUUUA